This is a messenger RNA of Arachis ipaensis, 2586 nucleotides long. The record is from RefSeq and is a predicted model, not a curated record. NCBI's taxonomy places the organism in Eukaryota, Viridiplantae, Streptophyta, Magnoliopsida, Fabales, Fabaceae.
AUGAUUAUGUGGGAUUAUGGAAAGCAUUUGUCAGCGAGUUGCUGUAUAGAAAAACAAAAAGUUGGGGUUUACCUUCAUGACCCCACUGCAUUUCUUGCAACUGUUGAUCCUACUCUUGUAACCUGGUUGGAGGGUAGUGUUAGAUAUCAAACCAGUGGCAUUACACGAGGUCUUACAAUACUGUACAACAAACAGAAAAAGUGCUGUUAUGCUGAGGAUGAGAUCCUGAAAACUGUGUAUCUUCGUUUUUGGGAGAUGGAUCCGUCGGAUAGCGAUUUUUUCGGAUCAGACUCCGAUGUUGGGUUCCCUAGAGGAGACGAUCUAGACUUUUUAGACGACGAUUCAGAGGCUGAUGAAGAUAGACCUCAAGAUAAGAGAAUAUCAGAGCUGUCACAAGAAGAUAUCAUGCAACUUCAGUUUACAGAUGAGGAAGCUGUCUAUCGAUUCUAUAAGACUUAUGCAAUGAUGCACGGUUUCGCUGUGAGGUUGGAUGAAGUCAGAUGCGAUAGCGAUGGUUCCAUAAUUAUGCGCCAAAUUGUUUGCAAUCGGGCGGGCUCAAGAAAGGAAGAGGUUGAAAAGGACGAAAGAAUCAGGGACCACCGACCCCUAACUCGAAGUUGUUGCCCGGCUAGAAUUCGUGCAAGACUAGAUACAAAAAUUCAGCAAUGGAAGGUUGUUUUGUUCUACGAAGAGCACUCUCAUGAAUUAGUUGCUCCACUCGACAUUAGCAUGAUGCCUGAGUAUCGCACAUUCAGUGUCUCGGAUAAAGCUCAGGCAAAGAAUUUGCACGACAUAGGCAUCAGGAUCUGUCACAUCUUGGGAUACUUGGCUGCUCAAAAAGGUGGAUAUGCAAACUUGCCAUUCAACCAAAAAGACAUGUACAACCUCAUUACUCAAUAUAGGAAGGAAAAGGUGAAGGGUGGUGAUGCAAAUGCUGCAAUAAGCUAUCUGAGAGGUAAAGUUGGGAACGAUUCUUAUUUCUUUGGCAAGUACACAUUAAGUAAUGAGAAUCGAUUGGAAAAUUUGUUCUGGGCUGAUGGGACUAGCCGCAUUGAUUAUGAGUGCUUUGGGGAUGUAUUGACAUUUGAUUUGACUUACAAUAGGAAUGUCUACAAUAAACCACUUGUUAUAUUUUCUGGUAGCAAUCAUCAUGGGCAGACCGUCGUAUUCGGUUGUGGUCUUCUUGUUAAUGAGGAUAUUGGUUCAUACAAGUGGCUCUUGGAAACUUUUUUGGAAGCAAUGGGGAGUAAACACCCUACGGUAGUUGUCACUGACGGAGAUCUUUCAAUGAGAGAAGCAAUUAAACAGGUCUUUCCUUCUGCAACACAUCGACUAUGUGCAUGGCACUUACAUAGGAAUGCAUGCGAGAAGGUUAAAAACAGUGGAUUUCUAAUGGACUUCAAGCAAUUGAUUUAUGCCAAUGUGAGUGUUGAAGAGUUUGAGGUCAGGUGGGAAGACAUGGUGGCCAGGUAUAACUUAUCAAGCAACUCUUGGGUCAUCCAAACCUAUGAGAUGAGGAAUCUAUGGGCUCUUGCAUAUUUAAGGGACCAAUUUUUUGGGCGAAUCAGGACAACAUCCCAGUGUGAAGGGAUUAACUCUCUAAUAAAAGCAUAUAUGAGAAAGAAAGAUACCCUUCUUGAAUUCAUCAAUAACAUGGAGACCGUGGUUAUCCAUUACAGGAACAAUGAAAGAGUCGCAGAGUUCAAUAGUAAAUAUACCGCUCCAGUACUUGUGACUUCUUUGCCGACACUUGAAGAUUUUGCUGCAAAGACUUUCACUCGUAACAUGUUCCGGGAGGUCAGGAAGGAAAUUGAGGGUGCUUGUGCAAUGAAUACAGAGUUGGUAAUUCAGGAUGGUGGAAAACUAUACUUCAAGUGUAACAUUUUUGGAGUGCCAGAGAUUCAUCAUGUGGUUGAGUUUGACAGAAUUCGGGAGAUUCUUUGUUGCGAGUGUCUGUGGUUCGAAAAUAGAGGAAUUCCCUGCAUGCAUAUAUUCACCUGCCUAAAGCACCAACACGUUGAAGUCAUUCCAGAAAGCUUAGUGUGCAAGCGUUGGACGAAGAAUACCAAGAGUGACUUCAUGAAGUCAAACGUCGAUGAUCCAAGUGAUUCUGAUAAGGUACUAAAGUGUCGUUUGGGUGUGUUGGGUGCUGAGUGUUCUAGGUUGAUGGAUUUGGCCUGUAAGAAUUCAAGUGAUUUUGUCGAAGCAAUGAAUAGUGUUGUCGACACAAUUACAAAACUCCAAAAUGUGACAGGGCACUACAACAAAAGUUGUCCUAAUGCUCCUGGUAGAAUCCCAAAGGAGCCAGUAGACGAUGAUACAGAAACGAAUAUCAGCAGCAUCCUCCCUAAGCACAAAAGACAUGACAGUAUGAAAAAUCAGCAUAAGAUGGAAAAAGAUAGGAACAUUAGUGGUGGAACAACACCAACCUCAGCAGCUAAGUCGGCUUUUAUUGAUCAAGUGAAAACAUCAAGUCUUGGUCCCAAUAUCCUGGUUUGUGCGUCUACAAGUAACGAAGAGUCCGGGAUGGGUUCCAUACCAGCUGGGUCUUCUGUUGUGGCCCCUAAAACUGGAAUGGCAGCUUGA